Molecule: messenger RNA, 878 nt
Organism: Molossus molossus (Pallas's mastiff bat)
Lineage: Eukaryota; Metazoa; Chordata; Mammalia; Chiroptera; Molossidae
Gene: MRPL58
Product: mitochondrial ribosomal protein L58
Exons: 6
Coding region: 9-629 (206 amino acids)
Biological process (GO): mitochondrial translational termination
Cellular component (GO): mitochondrial large ribosomal subunit
Molecular function (GO): translation release factor activity
Source: RefSeq, a predicted model, not a curated record
ACUCCAACAUGGCGGCCUCCUGGCUCCUGCGCUGGGGCCCGAGCCGAGCCGCCGCCCGGCUGCUCCGACCGCCCGCGCCCCGCCCGCGCCGGGAUCUGCACAAGCAGGUAGACGGCGCCGACUUCCAGAGCAUCUACAGCCUGGACAAGCUCUACCCGGAGUCGCGGGGCUUGGACACCGCCUGGAGGGUCCCGGAUGACGCAAAGCAAGCCAACAAUGACAUUCCUCUAGAUCGCCUGACAAUAUCGUAUUGCCGGAGUAGCGGUCCUGGAGGCCAGAACGUUAACAAAGUGAAUUCCAAGGCCGAAAUCCGGUUCCACUUGGCAACCGCUGACUGGAUCGCAGAGCCCGUGCGGCAGAAGAUAGCCAUCACGCAUAAAAAUAAGAUCAACAGGUUGGGAGAGUUGAUCCUCACCUCUGAAUGCAGCCGCUAUCAGCUCCGAAAUCUGGCAGAUUGCCUGCAGAAAGUUCGAGACAUGAUCGCUGAAGCCAGCCAGAUGCCCAAAGAGCCAUCGAAAGAAGAUGCUGUACUCCGGAGAAUCAGGAUAGAAAACAUGAAUCGGGAAAGGCUGAGGAAAAAGCGAAUAAAUUCUGCCAUAAAGACAAGCAGGAGGGUGGAUGUGGACUGAGAUCGGCCUCCAGAGCUGGCGGAGACCCUCUGCAGGGCACCCAGGCGCCCGGUCAGAGCUGAGUGCCAUCAGGAGAUGGAUUUGUCCUGCGUGGGUGUUAAUGUAUGUGUGGAGCAUUGGAGCCAUCUGAGACUGUUCAUCUGGAUGAGGGUGGCAGGCACUGGUCACCAAGGUCUUUAUAGGCAAUUACAUGUUAUCAAACCUUAAUUAUCCACUUCAUGUAUUAUCUGCAAUAAAAUUCUAAAUGCA